Molecule: messenger RNA, 1066 nt
Organism: Morone saxatilis (striped sea-bass)
Lineage: Eukaryota; Metazoa; Chordata; Actinopteri; Moronidae
Product: CMP-N-acetylneuraminate-beta-galactosamide-alpha-2,3-sialyltransferase 1-like
Molecular function (GO): beta-galactoside (CMP) alpha-2,3-sialyltransferase activity
Source: RefSeq, a predicted model, not a curated record
CCCCUCAGAGCUCAGGCAGGCACAUGUUUCCUCUCUCCUCUCCGCUCUUUAACAAAGUAGGCUAUAUAAGGGCCAAUCAUUUAUUUCUUCCAGCACAAUACUGGCCGGUGUAGGUUUGCUAAUAGCCUCAAACCAAUAUCUAAAGUCAAACUAAAGGGCAGGUUUGGGUUGGUCUCUCCUCACGGAGUCGGCAGAGGACAGCGAUGCGGACAGAGAGGAUGACGCACACGUUUAACCAGGAUUCUGAUCUGAUGGAAAGAUGUGGAGCAGGAGGACGCAGAAGAGGACCGCACUGAAGCCGCAGGCAUUUCUUACUUUUUUGACCGUGACUAUUGGCGAAACGCUUCUCAUGUCCUACCCCCUUUUUUAUUCUCAUUCACAGACAUUUUCAGUUUUUUGUAUGAUUUAUUGAACAAUAAAUUAGAUCUAAAUAGAGACGAAAAUAUAUCAUUUUACUGGUGGUUAUUUACACAUUUACGCACUGUUAGAGAAGAAAACGGAUUUUCUUAAUUUGUAUGGAUUUUGGACCACUUUGCCCAGGCCACACCCCUCCACACAUUUGUCACAGAUGUACCAAUCCUUAUCUGUAAAUACUUCUUCCUGGAAUUUAUAAAACAUUAACUCAUCAUCACCCUCCGACGCUCUCUGUUUAACUGGAGUAGAUGCGGAUUACUCUCUGAUCAGAUCGGGUCCGUUUGUGAGUCUCAUCAUCACACUGCCAAGAUGAAUUCAAAAGCAAGGGUUCUCAUUUUCCUGCUUUGUAUCACUGGCAUUGGUGUGUUUUUGAGAGGACAUGUUUCAGAAUAUCUCCUCCAGUUUCAGGACAAAAAGCCCUGUGCUUGUGACACGUGUUUAGUAGAAGAUGAGUGGUUAUUGCAGCGUGCCAACAAAUCUGCUGAAUCAUUUUUAUCAGCAAAACACAACCUCUCAGAGGACGCUUUCAACUGGUGGAAGCACUUACAGGCUGAAAGGCGCAACUACAGUUUCUACAAGCAAACAGUGGACAAGCUGUUUCAGACAUUCCCAUCCAGUCCCGAUUUUAUAGAACGAAGCCCUGACCGCUGCA